Molecule: messenger RNA, 1515 nt
Organism: Dreissena polymorpha
Lineage: Eukaryota; Metazoa; Mollusca; Bivalvia; Myida; Dreissenidae
Product: WD repeat-containing protein 41-like
Exons: 14
Coding region: 78-1394 (438 amino acids)
Biological process (GO): regulation of autophagy
Cellular component (GO): lysosomal membrane
Molecular function (GO): protein binding
Source: RefSeq, a predicted model, not a curated record
CCUUAGUUUUAAAAUUGACACUCAUUAUAAUUUGUGCGAACUGGUUUAUAUACGUUAAAUGAUAUUUAAUUUCGACCAUGUCAAUGUUGAAGAGACUUUGGUCGAGCACAGAGAAAAACGAGAAACGAAAUAAAGAAGACCAUGUAGAAGAGAUAAAGGAAGUGCAGCCAUAUAAUCCGUUCACAGAACUGCUCUUCCUAGAGCAUCACAAGGAUAUUGUGAAUCUGCUAAUAAAGAUCGAUUCAAAAAGAUGUGUCACAGCAGCUGAUGACUGCCUUGCAAUAGUGUGGGAUAUACAGUUUGGUUAUAGACUAGUGACCCUUUGUGGCCAUUCUCGACCCAUAACACACAUGAUGCAACUUCCAAGCCAUUCACAUACACAUAGACUUGUUACAAGCUCAUCGGAUAAACAAAUACGGAUAUGGGACUUAGAUACAGGCGACUGCCUAGAUGUCUUAACAGAGCAUCAGACAUCUGUGCGGUGCCUGCUUUUGCUUGAAAACACUAAAAGUUUCUGUUCAGGGGGAGAGAACCUAUGUCUCUGGUCAAAUAAAGGGACAUUAUUGACAACAUGGACAGGGCAGGCAGAGGAAGAAAAAAACAUUAAUUUCAUGCUGCAAAUAAAGAAUGCCAGACUUAUAACUGCCAGUGAAAAAAACCUUGCUGUGUUUGUUAUUGGCGCGGAUGGUGCUCUCAGUUUAAUAAAGCAACUGCCACCUCACAGGGAACCAGUGAAAAGUCUUAUUAACAUUCAAGAGGACGUUUUUGCCAGCGCAUCACUAGAUGGCACUAUCAAACUUUGGCGAACGGACAGUCUGCUGUCGCACAGGUCCUUCAAUGUUGUUAGUGAGCCCGAGGGACCUAAUAAAACAUUCCCAUACAGCGUGCAAUGUAUGAUGUGUUUACACGAGCGUUACUUAUGUGCAGCUAUUGGGACUGGAUUUGCUAUUUAUGACACCGAUAUCGGUGAAGAGAUAUUACACAAGACCAACGCUCAUCAUUCCAAGAUAAACCAUAUUACGUUUGCAUGUGAUGGCCUAUUCCUGUGCACGGGUGCCGUGGAUGGUUCCAUCCGGCUGUGGAGCUGCGAGGAUAUCAUUCGGGACAGUCUUGUCGGAAGCCGCGGAGAGGCGGCCAAGAUCCUCCAUCAGACCGGCUCAAACACGAGCAGAUUUUAUGACAUAUGGCCACACAUGGAUGAACUGAAAGUUUCCCUGGUGGGUGAAUGCCUGGCACACGAUGGGCCAGUACAGGCAUUAUUGAAUAGCGAUGAAGAGAGUUUAGUGUCCUGCGGCGUCGACGGGCUUGUAAUUGUUUGGAAGAAUGAGAAUAUUCAAAUGACGAAACGGAACCACGUUUUACAGACCUUGUCACCAUGCGACGGGAUAGUUUGAAUAAACAUUGGGCUUGUACUUCUUGUAUGCUGCGAUCUAUUAGUUUUAAACUACAUUUAGUUGUUUGUACUAUUUACUGUUAUUAUUAUGUUUUGUUAAAAGUAUUAAAUUGUGCAAUAAA